Marmota flaviventris (yellow-bellied marmot) is the source of this 2781-nucleotide messenger RNA. It is a transcript of the gene Suv39h1, whose product is annotated as SUV39H1 histone lysine methyltransferase. The record is from RefSeq and is a predicted model, not a curated record. Gene Ontology annotation, cellular component: nucleus. Lineage: Eukaryota; Metazoa; Chordata; Mammalia; Rodentia; Sciuridae. Gene Ontology annotation, molecular function: zinc ion binding; protein binding; histone H3K9 methyltransferase activity.
CCGGUGGUGGGGAGGGGUCCCGUCACGGCUCGCCGGUUGGUCCGCGCGGGCGCUGCUGGCGGGGAGGCACGGCCAAUAGGCUGCGCGUUCCCGGCCACGCCCGCGCGAGCUCUCUUCUCGCGAGGCCGGCUAGGCCCGAAUGUCGUUAGCCGUGGGGAAAGAUGGCGGAAAAUUUAAAAGGCUGCAGUGUGUGUUGCAAGUCUUCUUGGAAUCAGUUGCAGGAUCUGUGCCGCCUGGCCAAGCUGUCCUGCCCUGCCCUUGGCAUCUCUAAGAGGAACCUCUAUGAUUUUGAAGUCGAGUACCUGUGUGAUUACAAGAAGAUCCGAGAACAGGAAUAUUACCUGGUAAAGUGGCGUGGAUACCCUGACUCAGAGAGCACCUGGGAACCAAGGCAGAAUCUCAAGUGUGUGCGCAUUCUUAAGCAGUUCCACAAGGACUUAGAAAAGGAGCUGCUCCGCCGGCAUCACAGGUUGAAGCCACCCCGGCAUCUGGACCCAAGUUUGGCCAACUACCUCGUGCAGAAGGCCAAGCAGAGGCGGGCACUUCAGCGCUGGGAGCAGGAGCUCAAUGCCAAGCGCAGCCACCUAGGACGCAUUACUGUGGAGAAUGAGGUGGACCUGGAUGGCCCCCCACGGGCCUUCGUGUAUAUCAAUGAGUACCGUGUUGGUGAGGGUAUCACCCUCAACCAGGUGGCCGUAGGCUGCGAGUGUCAGGACUGUCUAUGGGCACCAGCUGGAGGCUGCUGCCCUGGGGCAUCCCUGCAUAAGUUUGCCUACAAUGACCAAGGCCAGGUGCGGCUGCGAGCCGGUCUGCCCAUCUAUGAGUGCAACUCCCGCUGCCGCUGCGGCUAUGACUGCCCCAACCGCGUAGUACAGAAGGGCAUCCGCUACGAUCUCUGCAUCUUCCGCACAGAUGAUGGGCGUGGCUGGGGUGUACGCACUCUAGAGAAGAUUCGCAAGAACAGCUUCGUCAUGGAGUAUGUGGGAGAGAUCAUUACCUCAGAGGAGGCGGAGCGGCGGGGCCAGAUCUAUGACCGUCAGGGUGCCACCUACCUCUUCGACCUGGACUACGUGGAGGACGUGUAUACUGUGGAUGCGGCCUAUUAUGGCAACAUCUCCCACUUUGUUAACCAUAGUUGUGACCCCAACCUACAGGUGUACAACGUCUUCAUAGACAACCUUGAUGAGCGGCUGCCCCGCAUUGCUUUCUUUGCCACAAGAACCAUCCGGGCAGGCGAGGAGCUCACCUUUGAUUACAACAUGCAAGUGGACCCCGUGGACAUGGAGAGUACCCGUAUGGACUCCAACUUUGGCCUGGCUGGGCUCCCCGGCUCCCCCAAGAAGCGGGUCCGUAUUGAAUGCAAGUGUGGGACUGAAUCCUGCCGCAAAUACCUCUUCUAGCCCUGAGAAGUUUGAGGCCAGACUGACUGAGGGGGGUCUAAAGCCACCUCCCCCUCCCCCACUCCUUCCCUCUUAUGGGGGAAUGACUGCCAGGGCCUUGCUGCCUCCACCUGCUCCCACUUGUCCCCUCUACCCCCCUCCCCCCCGCCUGCUCCACCUGCUCCAGGGUCAGGGCUGCAGUGAGGACCAACUCCAGGAGUCCCCUUUCUCUGUCCCAGCUCCAUCUGUUGGUUGCACUUACAAACCCCUGCCCACCUUCAGAAGUACCUUUUUCCCAUCAGGAUUUUCUGCAGUUGGGAUUUAUGACCUAUGAAGGAGGUCCAAGGGGUGAGCCCAGCCCCAGAACAGAAAGAUACUUGUUUCUGCCUGGAGCCUGAGGGGUCUGCUGCAGGUCUCCUCCCUAUUGCCUCGGGGUGUGGGGAAGCAACACCCUGGGCAGGCAGACAUCAGAGCCCAGAGUUUCCAGCAUGACUUGAAGCUGGUUCUCCAACCACAGAACCUUUAUACUAGUGAAAGAAAAGGGGGUUUCCAGGGCAGGGUGCUAAGGCUGGUUUUUGCCCAUUGUGCUUAUGAUGCUUAUGAUGUUGGCCUUAAGAGUCAUAGGAUAUCUGCCAGGGCUUUACAUCUGAGAAGUGGAUGCCCAUGGCCAAUGAGAGGAAGGUGAUCUAUACUUUGCUAGCCCUGGAGGUGGCCAGGACUGAGUUCUACCUUCAGGAAACACAGAGAAGAUGUCCCAGGCUUUCAGGAACACUGAGUGUUAGGACUCCUGCCAUGGAGUGUGAUGAUUGCUAGGACUAUUCAGAGCUGGAAUCAAGACCUAGAUAGUCCUAGAUAGCACUUAGGAGAAUAACAUGCAUUGAUGGAAAGCUGAUGAGGUGCAUCUGGUCCACGUGGAUUGUCUCAGGGAAGCCUUGAAAACCACAGAGGUGGAUCCCAGGAAAGGGCCUGUGUGGUAGAAGGCAAAGUACAGGCCAAGAAUGGGGGAAAGCUUACCCACUAAGAUACAGUAAGGCAAGAGGAAAUCUACUUCCCACCAGCCUCAGCCUCCAGCCCUUUGUGCUCACCUUGGGUCCACUGGUCUCCCAAAUUGCCUACAAAUGUACAAAAGGUGAAAGUUCUGAUGGCUGCCUCGCCCUGCUCCCCCACCCUUGUGAGGUCUUCUCUAGGAAACCUUUACUGACUACCUGUGCCCAGAGUGCCCCUGUGUGAGACUGUGCACCCUGCUACCAGAUCUAUGUGUCUGUCUGUCUAUGUGUCUGUCCUGCCCUUGCCCCCAAGGCUGACCUUCAGGCAUGGACUGAAUGUGGUUCUCCUCUUGUACACCCCUCAGCUCUACCCAGCCUGGAGUGGGCAUCAAUAAAAUACAUUGUUGACUGAAUAA